AUGUUUGGUCUUUUUGAAGAACACCACGAACAAGUCUAUAACGGUAACCACGAAUCCAAAUUCUCUCAUGAAGUUGUUGCUGGUGCCGCUUCAUUUGCUGCUGUAAAGAUGUUUGAAGAUAAACAAAGAAGAGAAGGUAAAGAAGUUAGUCAUGCUUUUGCCAAAGAAGCCAUUGCUGCUUUAGCUGGUGCCGAAGCCGACAAGUUAUUUGAAUCCAAAGGUUUGGAUUACUUGGAUAGAGACAGAGUUAGAAACCAAGCUAUUGAAAAUGCCCAAAGAGGAUACGACGAACACUAUGGUAGACAAGAACGUUGGACCCCAGAUUCUCAACCUCCAUUUGAUUACCAAAGAUAUUAA
Molecule: messenger RNA, 357 nt
Organism: Candida tropicalis MYA-3404
Lineage: Eukaryota; Fungi; Ascomycota; Pichiomycetes; Serinales; Debaryomycetaceae
Exons: 1
Coding region: 1-357 (118 amino acids)
Source: RefSeq, a predicted model, not a curated record